CUGUGCCUGCGCUCUGCCCUGCCGACAUGGACCGCCGCCGCCGCCUGCCGCCACCACCGCCGCCGCCGCUGCUGCUGCUCCUGCUGCUGCUGCUGCUCCGCGCCGCGCUCGGCGCUGCCGGCCGUCUGAGCGCCCGCCCCGGCAACGAAGUUAAUCUGCUGGAUUCAAAAACAAUUCAAGGGGAGCUGGGCUGGAUCUCCUACCCGUCACAUGGGUGGGAAGAGAUCAGCGGUGUUGACGAGCAUUACACCCCGAUCAGAACUUACCAAGUGUGCAAUGUCAUGGAUCACAGCCAGAACAACUGGCUGCGGACGAACUGGAUCCCGCGCAACUCGGCCCAGAAGAUCUACGUGGAGCUCAAGUUCACCCUGAGGGACUGCAACAGCAUCCCCCUGGUGCUGGGCACCUGCAAAGAGACCUUCAACCUCUACUACAUGGAGUCUGACGAUGACCACUUGGUCAAGUUCAAGGAGCACCAGUUUACAAAGAUCGACACCAUCGCGGCCGACGAGAGCUUCACCCAGAUGGACCUCGGCGACCGAAUCCUCAAGCUGAACACGGAAAUCCGUGAGGUGGGGCCCAUCAGCAGGAAGGGCUUCUACCUGGCCUUCCAGGACGUGGGCGCCUGCGUUGCCUUAGUGUCGGUGCGGGUGUACUUCAAGAAGUGCCCUUUCACCGUCAAGAACCUGGCCAUGUUCCCAGACACGGUGCCCAUGGACUCCCAGUCGCUGGUGGAGGUGAGGGGCUCCUGUGUCAACCACUCCAAGGAGGAGGAGCCCCCCAAGAUGUACUGCAGCACGGAGGGAGAGUGGCUGGUGCCCAUCGGGAAGUGCUUGUGCAACGCUGGCUACGAGGAGAGAGGCUUUGCGUGCCAAGCCUGUCGAGCUGGGUUCUACAAAGCCUCUGCUGGCAAUGUGAAGUGUGCCAAAUGCCCUCCUCACAGCUCCACCUACGAAGAUGCAUCUCUGAACUGCAGGUGUGAAAAGAAUUACUUUCGCUCUGAGAAAGACCCUCCAUCCAUGGCUUGCACCAGACCGCCAUCGGCCCCGAGAAACGUCAUCUCCAACAUCAACGAGACCUCCGUUAUCCUGGACUGGAGCUGGCCCCUGGACACGGGGGGCAGGAAGGACGUCACCUUCAACAUCGUCUGCAAGAAGUGCGGCGCCAGCAGCCGGCCCUGCGAGCCCUGCAGCGACAGCGUGCGCUUCCUGCCGCGCCAGAGCGGCCUCACCAACACCACGGUCACCGUGGUGGACCUGCUGGCACACACCAACUACACCUUCGAGAUCGACGCACUCAACGGGGUCUCUGAGCUCAGCACCCUCUCCAGGCAGUUUGCUGCUGUCAGCAUCACGACCAACCAGGCUGCUCCAUCGCCCAUCACAGUCAUAAGGAAGGACAGGACGUCCAGGAACAGCGUGUCCCUCUCCUGGCAGGAGCCCGAGCAUCCCAACGGGAUCAUCUUGGACUACGAGGUCAAAUACUACGAAAAGCAGGAACAAGAGACAAGCUAUACAAUUCUGAGAGCCAGGGGCACCAACGUGACCAUCAGUGGCCUCAAGCCUGACACCACCUAUGUCUUCCAAAUCCGAGCCAGGACUGCAGCUGGAUAUGGCACCAGCAGCCGCAAGUUUGAGUUUGAGACCAGCCCAGACUCCUUCUCCAUCUCCAGUGAGAACAGCCAGGUGGUGCUGAUUGCCAUUUCAGCAGCAGUGGCCAUCAUUCUGCUCACAGUGGUGGUGUAUGUCUUGAUUGGGAGAUUCUGUGGAUACAAAAAGUCUAAACAUGGCACAGAUGAGAAAAGGCUGCAUUUUGGGAAUGGCCAUUUAAAGCUCCCGGGUCUGAGAACUUACGUAGAUCCACACACGUAUGAGGAUCCCAACCAAGCUGUGCAUGAAUUUGCCAAGGAACUGGAUGCUUCCAAUAUAUCCAUUGAUAAAGUAGUUGGAGCAGGAGAAUUUGGAGAAGUGUGCAGUGGACGCCUGAAGCUGCCUUCUAAAAAGGAAAUUUCAGUGGCCAUCAAAACCCUGAAAGUUGGCUACACAGAAAAGCAGAGGAGGGACUUCCUGGGAGAAGCCAGCAUCAUGGGCCAGUUUGACCACCCCAACAUCAUCCGGCUGGAGGGAGUCGUCACUAAAAGUAAACCAGUUAUGAUUGUUACUGAAUAUAUGGAAAAUGGUUCCCUGGACAGCUUCCUACGAAAGCACGAUGCCCAAUUCACAGUGAUCCAGCUGGUGGGCAUGCUUAGAGGGAUUGCAUCUGGCAUGAAGUACCUGUCGGAUAUGGGUUACGUCCAUCGGGACUUGGCAGCUCGUAACAUCCUCAUCAACAGCAACCUGGUCUGCAAAGUCUCAGAUUUUGGUCUCUCUCGUGUACUGGAGGAUGACCCAGAAGCUGCUUACACCACAAGGGACAGUCAAAUGGACUCUCUGGUUUUGUUUUGCUCCCAGGGGGGCAAGAUUCCCAUCCGAUGGACGUCUCCAGAAGCUAUUGCCUAUCGGAAGUUCACGUCAGCCAGCGACGCCUGGAGCUAUGGGAUCGUCCUCUGGGAGGUGAUGUCUUAUGGGGAGAGACCCUACUGGGAGAUGUCCAACCAGGAUGUGAUUAAGGCUGUGGAUGAAGGGUACCGCUUGCCACCUCCCAUGGACUGCCCAGCUGCCUUGUAUCAGCUGAUGCUGGACUGCUGGCAGAAGGACAGAAACAACAGACCCAAGUUUGAGCAGAUUGUCAGCAUCCUGGAUAAGCUGAUCCGUAAUCCCAGCAGUCUGAAAAUAAUCACCAACGCGGCGGCAAGGCCAUCAAAUCUCCUCCUGGACCAAAGCAACGUUGACAUUUCAGCCUUCCGCUCCACGGGUGAUUGGCUCAAUGGAUUUCGGACAGGGCAGUGCAAGGACAUCUUCACAGGGGUGGAGUACAGCUCCUGUGACACCAUAGCCAAGAUUUCCACAGAUGACAUGAAGAAAGUUGGCGUCACAGUGGUGGGCCCUCAAAAGAAGAUUGUCAGCAGUAUCAAAGCUCUAGAAACUCAUACAAAGAACAGCCCUGUUCCUGUGUAAGGUACUAAAAUGAUGUUGCUCAGGAGAGGAAAAGAAAAAAAAGGAGCAAAGUUGCAUGGCAGGUGAAAAGUGAUGGCUGACAAACGGCAGAAUUUAAAGGAGUUCUUUGCAACAGCUUUGGAAACGCAAUGGUUGAGAUUUCAAACCCACAAGACACUCAAACACUGAAUAUAAAUGCCUUAAAAAUAGGAGAAAACUUGUUUUCUAUCUGUUAAUCCUAAAGGGUGGGUGCUCUUGACUGACUGUUAAUGCAGAUAGUAAAUAUCAAAAGAAAAAAAAAAAAGUGAAAAAUCCUUCCAAGUAAAAACCAGUGUUACUAAAACCUAGAGCCAUUUGAAUAUUAAGUGACUGAAUAACAGAAAAAACCCAUGGACAUAAAAGCUGUGUAUUUGAUCUAUACAGCAAACAAGAAGAAAGAAAGACUUGCAGUAUUUUUAUACAGAAGAGAUCUGUAACAGGUAUUUUAUUUCUUUAAAAGCAAGGAAAAUAGAGGACUAUACCUCACAACCUGUCUGGCCAUAUUUACUAUAAUGUCAUUGUAACAUGCUAUUUCAGCUUCAGGAAGGAACACAGAAAUAAAGUUUGUAGUAACUUUGAGUUAGUUGACAAAGGAUUUUCACCAUUAUGUUAGCUUCCCUAACUGUGUUCAUUUAAAUAGAAACAAGUCUUAAUUUUUAAAAGGCUUAUUUAUUUUCUUGUUUUGUUGGGUUUUUUUUUCCGUUAUUGUUUAUAUUUAUGCUUAAAUACCUUAACCUGGCUGUAUUAUUGCCAAGUGCCAAAUGUUAUCCAAACUUCAUUGGUUCAACCUGAGAAAUUGUCUGAGGGUUAGUUACUAGAUGAUUUUAUACUCAUAGCACCAUGCAUGGAAUGCAGAAGGAAAGAAAGGUGGCCUUUUUUCCAGCACAGACACUAUGAAAAGCAUCUGGACUUCUUCUUUGCAAUGAGAUUUCUUCCAUUUGCUGUGAGUGGUAUUUUCACCCAGGCUGGGGUUUUUUCAGUGGUGUGUGCAUUUAUCUUUAGAUCAGGAUCUGCCCCAAACAGCACAUCCCAUUUCCUUCCCCAAGGCUGCUUUCCUGUCACAAUAAUUUUCCUGUUCUUGGGUGGUGUUCAGGUGAGAGAUCUGCCAAGAAAAUACAAAAGAGGGCCAGGGUUUGUUGCAUCCUCCUUUAACUGAUGAUGCUUUUUGAGUUCCUUGGGAAGUGACCCUUGUUUAAAAGGAUGACUUGAGCUGUCAAGUGAGGCUUUGAUGUGGAAGUUUACAUAUGCCUGAGCUAGAAACCCCCCUGCAGAGGCACUGUCAUCCUGUAGGGGACCUGAAUUUUGGGCACAGCUUCAGUGGGUACCUAUUCCUUGAAAGAAAGCAGAAGGGAGCCCAAGUCUAGGGGAACAUUCAUCCCCCACUGGAAAAAGGAGACUGAAAGGUGGAUUUUGGGGGCCCUCCAAAACCCUUUCCAGCAUCUUCCAAAGAGCUUCCCAACUUCUAAGUUUUUGUUCUGAAGCACAUCAAUCCCAGUUCUGAGCAGACACCACUCUUUGCUGUGAAAAUGUGUGGUUUAAAACACAGUGUGAGCCAUUUCUUGUGCUUCUUAAUGCUAUAGACAUGAUGCCAGGCACACAGAGAGCAGGCCUUGGUCACCAGGGGAAACCAUUCUGCUUCCCAACUUGAUGUUCUGGAAUCUAUACCUGAUUGUGACGAUGAAUCCCUAAGAAUUCAAGACUGUGUGAUGAGAGGCAGAUGAAAAAAAUGGCAAAUUGUGUUUUCUCUGUGCAUGCAAAAGCAGGUGACCACUUGUGCUUCCUUCUGGCUUGGGUUUUGAAGUUCCUUGGUAUAUAAGAGAGGAAAGAAUCAGUUUCUAAGGUUUGUGGGGCUGAAACUGUUCUACAUGAAUCCAGGACUUUAAAAUGUCCAGUCACAACAUGUAUCACACAUUGCUAAAGAGAAGAAGUGUUAGAGGCCUUUUCAUGAGUGCUGGUAGUGAGCACGCUGUAAAGGACUGGGUUUGAAACACACUCACAGCAUAAUAAUUAGUAAUUCUUUCUGAAAGAGAAGUGAAUGGGUUUUAAAAUUGAAAUUAAACACAAGGAAAAAAAAGAAAAAUGGAAGAAAGGUAAAAUAAAGCACUUAAGCUGUAAAGAACACUUUCCCUUAUCUGCCCCAAUCUAUCAUGAAAUGCAGUAAGCUGGACAGAAAAGCUGUUUUGUGUUGCUUAGUUUGGACAGAAUCAAUCAUUACUUUAUGUUGAGAUUGCUCUAAAUCAGACUCUGUUAAUGAAUUUAAGCCACCAAAACCCAGUGGCAAACAGUCUGUGUGGGACAGCUUUUUGUGACAUUUCUCCUCAGCUGCACCCCGCUGCUGGAGUGUGGGGACAAGGGGCUGGGGUGGGGGGCUGACCUCUGGGAGAUGCUUUUGGAGACUCAGACCCAAGUUGUUAGCUUUUUAGACACUUGAAAACUUUGCACCAACCACCCUCAAUUUCCUCCUGUCGUGUUCUUGCCCACUGUUCAGGCAUGCUCAGCAUAAAAGAUUCAGUCUCACCCAGGGAAAAAAAUAUGAAGCAGCUGGAUUUUGCUUUUCUUUGCUGUUAGGAGCUGAGAGUUUUUAAAACCCGUUUGGUUUUCUCUCCCUGUCAGAAGUUGAUUUGUACUGUAAGUGGCCUCUGUUGCAAGCAUCCUGUACUCCCCGUCCCCCUGUACAUAUGUAAACAUAGCAGUGUACAAUUCUUCAGUGUGGAGUAGAGAAAUAGAGGUCGUGUGGCCAUCUGCCUGUACAGGUUAUGGACAUCAAGCAAAAUGCAAACUGCUCAUAAAAUGACACGCCAUAUUAUUGGGUUUGUACCUUUCAAUAUAGUUUCCAUUUUAUUUAUUUCUGUUAACAUAAUCUAGUUUUCGUGCUGUAACUUAGCAUCCAAUAAGCAAUGUAUAGAUGUGAUUUGAUUGGCAAUAUGUAUUUACUUUAACUUGUAUUUCAAAAGCAUUACUUACUCAUUUAGAUUAUAUAUUGUGCAAUUGUAGAUGGCCUCUUACUAAUGUAAAAUGAUUUGUAGUGGAAACAUUUAUAUUUUUAUAAUAAACAUAAUGAAAGUAUUUUUUACAUACUGAAAUACUGAGGUGAUUGCUUGGAGGACAAAGUAAAUUUAUUUGAUUAGUGUGAUAAAAUUGUAAUUAAAUAUGGAUAAAUUCUGAGUGUUAAAGCAUGGGUCUGGAGUGAAAGCUAGAUAUAACCUAUAUUAUCUAUUAAAAGAAACAAGCAGUGCAGGUUUUAACUAAACAGACCAGCAUUUGUGCAAAACUGACUUACAUCAGUCAAAGACUUUACUUUCUCCAUGGAUACUGGAAAACAUCAUCUUCUACAGCCUGCCUAUGGGAUAUUGAAAAAAGCUGUCAUUUAUUUUAGUUGUGUCAAGUAUUUCCAAACUUUUGCUUUCUUUCCUCCCUCGCCUGUGGACCUAUUUUCAUCUUAUUAAUAUGUUCAAUCCAGUCAAAGAUGUACUUUUCAACAAAAUAAAAUAGCCCACCACGUACUGUAAUUUCACCCCAUGAUCAUUUCUUGCCUCUGAGUAUCUGUAUUAGUUAAUAUUUUGCCCCUGUUUUGUCAUGUCCCUGCCAUGUUGUUUCUGUGUGCUUCACCCAAGUACAGGGUCUUUGAAAAUGCCAACAUACACAACUCAGGAAUCCUCUUCCUAGGAAAAUAGGAAUGGUUUUGAUGCUUGCCAGUUUCUUGAAUUUUACAGGUUCUUUCUGUACCAUAACUGAUUUUGCAUGCUUUUGUAUACUACUCUGCUUACUGGUGAAAAACAAUGAAUGAUAUACCUGUC
Messenger RNA from Passer montanus (Eurasian tree sparrow), 6871 nucleotides. It is a transcript of the gene EPHA3, whose product is annotated as EPH receptor A3. NCBI's taxonomy places the organism in Eukaryota, Metazoa, Chordata, Aves, Passeriformes, Passeridae. Gene Ontology annotation, biological process: cell surface receptor protein tyrosine kinase signaling pathway; protein phosphorylation; axon guidance. Gene Ontology annotation, cellular component: neuron projection; plasma membrane. The record is from RefSeq and is a predicted model, not a curated record. Gene Ontology annotation, molecular function: ATP binding; transmembrane-ephrin receptor activity; protein binding. The transcript is spliced from 17 exons. The coding region runs from base 27 to 3056 and encodes 1009 amino acids.